This is a messenger RNA of Armigeres subalbatus, 3090 nucleotides long. Its product is annotated as U4/U6.U5 tri-snRNP-associated protein 1. Gene Ontology annotation, biological process: mRNA cis splicing, via spliceosome; maturation of 5S rRNA. NCBI's taxonomy places the organism in Eukaryota, Metazoa, Arthropoda, Insecta, Diptera, Culicidae. Gene Ontology annotation, cellular component: U4/U6 x U5 tri-snRNP complex. The transcript has 3 exons. The record is from RefSeq and is a predicted model, not a curated record. The coding region runs from base 148 to 2928 and encodes 926 amino acids.
CGGCAACUGUCAUGAUGUUUAUAAACGUUUCCUCGUUUUAGCCAAAAUUAUUUUGGUGAAGUGAAUUUUCACAUUACAGAAGCAAUAAAACGUUUAAUUUUGGUGUAAUUUGCUUAAAGUUUUAUAACCAAUCGCGUCUACACCGUUAUGGGUUCCUCAAAAAAGCAUAAGAAGGAGUCGAAAAAGCAUAAACGUCGCUCUCGGAGCCGUUCUCCGCAUGAGAAACGCAGCCGUUCGUAUUCGGUCGAGGAACAGGAACACGAACAAGAGGUGGAGUACGAACGAGUCCGCAAGGAACCGUCCGCUGGUGAAAAGUCCUACCGCCAUAAAAAGCACAGGAAGGAACGAAGUGAGCACAAGCACCACCGGCGAACGAAGCGCUAUGAGGAAGGCAACGGAGAGCAGGAAAGCGGAUCCAGCAGGAGGCACAAAAGCCGUCGCGAGCGAGAGUUGGUGGAGGUGGCGGAUGACAGCGACAGUUCCGACUGUGUUGAAGUCCCUGUCGACGAUGAAAUCCCACCACCCCCGCCGCCAAUCACUCGGCGCUAUCCUACACCGGAACCGGUACGCAAAUCACCCUCACCGCCUAGACUGGCAGCACCUAGGAGGCGCACACCGUCACCGCCACGGAUAGCUCGAAGGAGGACACCAUCGCCAUCGCCUCCCCCACCACCGCCAAAGAUUUCUCGACGACGGUCGCCUUCGCCACCACCACCACCCUCGGUUAGGCAGAGGUCGCCUCCACCGCCUCCUUCGGCCAGGCAAAGAUCGCCACCGCCUCCCCCAGCAGUCAAGCUGAGGUCUCCAUCACCAAUUCCGACAAAUGGCGCCGGUGAUGUUCUGUCAAUUGAAGAGACCAAUAAGCUAAGAGAAAAGCUUGGCUUGAAGCCUUUGGAAGUCGGUCCAUCUUCUGUGUCUGUGGAGAGUGGAUCUAAACGUGACGAAGAUGCACCAAAGGACGCCAAAACAGGCAAGAGCUAUGAAAAGAUUAAGGACGAUUUGGGAGAAUUUUAUCACAAGCCUGCGUCAAGUAUAACGGAGAAGACCAAGGAAGAAAAGAUACGGCAAAAAUUGAAGGAACGCAAAGAGAAGCGUGCGAUCGAAGAAAAGUUGAAGAAGGUUCAAACGCUUGGAGAAGAUGAUGAGAUGGAUGACCUGAAGAGUUGGGCCAUCAGAACCAGAGACAAGCAUCGAUUGAAGAAGGAAGCCGAUCAAAGAGCAAAGUUGUUGGAUCAGCUGGAUGAAGAAUUCGGUGUGGGUGAUUUGGUGGAACAAGAAGUUCGUAAUUCGAGACGAGAGGCGUACAAAGAUCGAGAUUUAAGAGGACUGAGGGUUGAGCAUGAUGUGGAAGAGUUCAAGGAAGGCCGACAUGUUAUUUUGACCCUAAAAGAUGCGGAUGUUCUUGAUGAGGAAGCUGGCGAUACGCUGGUCAACGUUAACAUGGUUGAUGACGAACGGUACAAAAAGAAUGUCGAAAACAGGAAGCAAAAUCCCAACAGCUAUGGGUACGAUGUCUACAGUCAGGACGAUGUGGAUGAGUUCGGAAUGCCGAAACAAAGAGACAUUCUCGGGAAAUACAACGAAGAAAUAGGGGGGCAGCAGAAAACCAGUUUCACGAUCGGCUCAAAUGCUGAGCAUGAAGCCUUUGAAAGGCGUAGGCAACUGGAAAUAAGAGCCAAACUCCAGAACAAGAAGUUAGAAGCGUUGAACACUCUUCCUCUCACAUUAGCUUCUGAGUUCUAUACAGAAACAGAAAUGGCAUCAUUCAAAAAACCCAAAAAGAAGGUCAGAAAAAUUCGUCAGAAGCUCCGUGCAGAUGAUUUGUUGGGUUCUAUUCCGGAAGCCUCAUCCAGUCAGGAUCUGGGUUCGCGUUCUUCGCGUCGACCGGCACCAACAGCCACCGAAACAGAGUCCCAAUUCAGGAAUAGAAGGAAAGACCUGCUACUGACCGACGACACUUCAGUUCCCCAGGAAGACUUAUCGAACAUAAAAAUCGAAGAGGACGACGAAGAUCUGCAAGCUGUUCUUUCGAAAGCUCGCAGACUCAAACAGAAGGAAGCCAUCAUUUCCAAAGCCCUUCCGAUCGAUCCGGAUCAGGUCAAGAAGGAGAUCAAACCGGAAAUGGACUCCGACGAGGAGGAAUCCAAUUACGACACUCGAACUCGGGAUGGUGCGAUCUUACUGAAUGCCACCGCCGAAUUCUGUCGAACCCUCGGUGAUAUUCCGACCUACGGUUUGGCUGGAAACCGCGACGAAGAUGUGAACGACAUGAUGGACUUUGAUCAGGAAAGCGACAGAGAGCAAGAGGAAAUGGUGGACCCUGCCGGAGCAUGGAACUCGGUCAACACCGAGCAGGAACAGGAAGGCCAGAGCUCGUCAGCCGUGCCCGUAGAUGAUGUCGCCAUUUUAGAUGAGGAACCGGACGUGGCUUCCAGCGUUGCCGGAGCUUUACAAUUAGCCCAAUCGAAAGGUUACCUGGAGCGAGAGGAAUCUAAUCGACCGAGCAAUGCUCGGUUCGCUCACCUACAAGCACAGAACUAUUCGAUUGAGGAUAAAAACUACGGCGAUGAUGACAAAUAUUCGCGGCGGGAUCGUUUCAGUGGUCCAAUCAUGGACUUCAAGGAGAAGGACACAUUCAAACCGAAUGUAAAGCUGGAGUACAUCGACGAUAAUGGACACUUGCUGACUCCGAAGGAAGCCUUUCGGUAUCUUUCACACAAGUUCCACGGUAAAGGACCGGGCAAGAACAAAGUCGAAAAGCGGUUGAAGAAGAACGAACAGGAAGGGUUGAUGAAGAAGAUGAGUUCGACGGAUACUCCGCUUGGGACGUUGAACAUGUUGCAGCAGAAGCAGAAGGAAACCCAGUCGGCGUUUGUGGUACUCAGUGGUAGCAAGCAGAACACCAGCAUUGUGAAACAUAAGCGUUAAGAGUAAGUGAAGCCGAUAGUCGUCUGAGAAGGAUUAGUAAAGUGGCGAGAACCAUCACUGAUCGAUUUUCAAAGAUAGUUUAUUCUCGUAUAUUAUUUGCUGACAUUUUCAGCAAAUGGGUUUAAUACAGCUGCUUGUAACGCAAAAAAAGACUUUUUAUUG